AUGUCUGACGACAAAAUUGCUGCCAAGGACAGGCAAGUUGUUAAGGCAUACCUUGAUGACCAAGGCGAGAUUAGAAACCCCCUACGCGACAUUCCCAAGGAAGAACUACUCAACAACGUCACCGCCUUCCACCAGAACAAGCAUCUUCCCGAGGACAUACUUCCCUUAUUGAAGAAGGGGGCACUCGUCGCGCAAAACCCCACCGAGUUUGAAACCAUCGAAGAACUUGAGGAGAGUGACAAGCAGCCUCUGAGAGAGGAGGUCACCAAGAGAUGGAAGCAUCCUUGGGCCUUGUACUACACGAUCAUUCUCAACUCGAUUGCAGCAGCCAUUCAGGGAUGGGACCAGACCGGCUCCAAUGGGGCCAACUUGACAUUCCACGCCGCGCUCGGCAUUCCCGACUCUGCUGGAUCUGCUUGCGGGCCAGUGGCUAAUGAAGGUGAUUGUGCAAAGAACAGCUGGAUCAUCGGAUUUGUGAAUGCAAUGCCAUAUAUUACUAUAUUCCUCUUUGCCGGAUGGAUAUCUGACCCUCUUAACGAGUGGCUCGGCCGUCGGGGAGUCAUUUUUGUCGCUGCGAUCUUUUCUCUGCUAGCGCCAUUUGGAAUGGGUGUCUCACAAACAUGGGGGCAACUUGCAGCAUGUCGUAUGCUCUUAGGUAUCGGUAUGGGAUUGAAAGAGGUUACUGUCCCGGUUUUCUCAGCAGAGAACGCGCCCACGAUCAUUCGAGGAGGUCUAGUCAUGUCAUGGCAGGUCUGGACGGCUUUUGGUAUCUUUCUUGGAACUUGCGCCAACCUCGCGGUUGGAAAGACUGGCGAGAUUUCCUGGCGCUUGCAGUUCGCAUCCGCCUUCAUUCCAGCUGUGCCUCUUGUCCUUGGAACCUGGUUCGCACCCGAGAGCCCUCGAUGGUACCUCAAAAAGGGGCGCCACACUGAUGCCUGGAAGUCUCUGCUUCGCCUUCGGAACACACCACUUCAAGCUGCCAGGGACUUAUAUUACAUCAACGCACUUUUAGAGCAAGAAGAAGUGCUUGUGAGCGAAGCCGGACUGAAAGUGACCAGCACCGUGUUUACACGCUUUGUUGAGCUUUUCACCAUUCCGCGGAUUCGCCGUGCAACAUGGGCUUCAGGUAUCGUUAUGAUUGCCCAACAGAUGUGCGGUAUCAACAUUAUUUCCUUCUAUAGCGCAACAAUUUUCAAGGAGAGCGGCAUUGACGAUUAUACCUCCCUCUUUGCAAGCUUCGGUUUUGGUUUGGUCAAUUUUGUCUUUGCUUGGCCAGCCGUCUGGACGAUUGAUACUUUUGGACGCCGGACGUUGCUUCUAUUCACCUUCCCGAACAUGUUUUGGAGUCUUCUUGCUGCCGGACUUUGCUACUUGAUUCAGCCCGACGUCGAAAAUAGCACCGCUCGUAUUGCUGCCGUCGCAACCUUCGUCUACAUCUUCGCCGCGUUUUACUCUCCGGGAGAAGGUCCCGUCCCCUUCAUGUACUCUGCAGAAGUGUUUCCUCUCUCACACAGAGAGGUAGGCAUGGCCUGGGCCGUGGCAACCAAUAACUUUUGGGCAUCAGUCCUCUCCCUGACAUUCCCUCGCAUGUUGAUUGCCAUGACAGCAACAGGGGCAUUCUGCUUCUAUGCGGGACUCAACUUGGUCGCCUUGGCUCUCAUCUUUUUGUUUGUCCCUGAAACGAAACAGAAGACCCUGGAGGAGCUUGACUAUGUCUUUGCGGUCCCUGACCGAACACAUGCGCGGUAUCAACUGAGAACUGUGCUUCCAUGGUGGAUUAGAAGAUGGAUUUUCUUCAAGAAGGGUGAAGUCUGUCCAGAUCUGUACAGGGACGCAGCGGCGCACUCGCCGUGGGAUGCUGCUGCUGGUGUUGGUGAGAAAUCCGGAUGA
Messenger RNA from Clonostachys byssicola, 1890 nucleotides. NCBI's taxonomy places the organism in Eukaryota, Fungi, Ascomycota, Sordariomycetes, Hypocreales, Bionectriaceae. The record is from the annotation of a GenBank genome assembly.